AUGGGAAAAGCAGCAUCGAAACUGUCUAAGGACGAGCUCACUGAGCUCAAGAAAGCAACCUACUUCGACCGAAAGGAACUGCAGCAAUGGUACAAGGGCUUUCUCAAGGAUUGCCCGUCUGGCCAGCUGAACAAGGAAGAGUUCCAAAAGAUCUACCGACAAUUCUUCCCAUUCGGCGACCCUUCCAUGUUCAGUGAAUACGUCUUCAACGUUUUUGACAAAGACAAGAGCGGAACGGUGGAUUACAAGGAAUUCAUCUGUGCGAUCAGUGUAACCUCGCGUGGAACCCUUGAGGAGAAGCUAGAAUGGGCCUUCCAGUUGUACGACAUCAACGGCGAUGGUAAGAUCAGCUACGAUGAAAUGCUUGCCAUUGUCACGGCCAUCUACAAGAUGGUUGGCUCAAUGGUCAAACUACCUGAGGAUGAAAGUACACCCGAGAAGCGAGUGGACAAGAUUUUCCGUCAAAUGGACAAGGAUCGAAAUGGUGAGCUGACUCUGGAAGAAUUCCGAGAGGGAUCCAAGGUUGAUCCCACCAUCGUCAGUGCUCUUAAUUUAUAUGACGGACUUGUCUAA
This is a messenger RNA of Yarrowia lipolytica CLIB122, 573 nucleotides long. RefSeq lists its product as uncharacterized. NCBI's taxonomy places the organism in Eukaryota, Fungi, Ascomycota, Dipodascomycetes, Dipodascales. Gene Ontology annotation, cellular component: intracellular membrane-bounded organelle; membrane; cytosol. The record is from RefSeq and is a predicted model, not a curated record. Gene Ontology annotation, molecular function: calcium ion binding.